AUGGCUCUUGAACUCUUGACGCAGGCUGAUGGCUAUGGAGUUAUUAUUGGCUUGUCGGUUCUAUUUUGUCUCAUUAUUCUUGGGGCUGUGAGGAUUCAGAAAUGGUAUCUCUCAGAAGAUUCCGAUGCGUCAGAGAUGUUCAUGGUCGCCAACCGCUCAGUCGGCACCGGAUUGACAUGCUCUGCUGUCUUCUCCAGCUGGAUGUGGAUCAAUGAAAGCGUCUUCUCUGCAGCAUACACCUACAAAUGGGGAGUUGCUCUACCUGUCUGGUGGGCUAGCGGUCUGUCGUUCCAGAUUGCGCUCAUGGCCGUCCUGGGCAUUGUGGCGAAGCUGAGAGUUCCAUACGCCCACACCUCGCUGGAGUUCAUGAGAAGACGGUAUGGCGGAGCCGUUCAUGUCAUCUUCAUUGUCAUGAACUUGGUCAACAACAUUUUUGGCUGCGGUAGCAUGAUUUUAGCUGGCGCUCAGCUGGUGACUGGCAUGACCGGCAUGCAUGUUGUUGCUGCAACUAUUCUCAUCCCUGCUGGAGUGGUACUCUAUACGGCGGUGGGUGGCAUCAAGGCUACGUUCCUUACGGAUUUUUUCCAUACCACGAUAGCGUUGAUUUUGUUGAUCUACUUUGCCAUCGCCGUCAUCAGCAACGAGCAUAUCGGUGGUCCCGUGGGCUUGUACCAGAAAGUCAAAGCGGCAGAUGACUACAUUGAGGGAAACUACAAGGGUUCACUGCUGUCCUUCAAAUCUGAGCCUGCUAUUCUGUUUGGCCUGGUACUGAAGCUGGGUAAUCUUGCCCUUGUACUCAUGGACACGGCAUUCUGGCAGAAGUCGUUCGCUGCAGAAGUGAAUGCCACGGUACCUGGUUACGACCUGGCGUCCAUCGCUAUCAUCGCCGUCCCCUGGUGCACAGGCACUGUCAUUGGACUGGCGGCGCGCGCCAUCGAGAAGACUCCAGUGUGGAUCAAUUACCCAGAGACACUCACCCUGACACAAGUCAACUCUGGACUAGUCAUGCCUUACGUUCUCAAAUCACUUUUGGGAACGGGGGCGACAGGCGGCCUACUCGUGCUCAUCUUCAUGGCGAUCACCAGCACCGUCUCCUCAUCUAUGAUCGCCGUGAGCAGCAUCAUCUCCUUAGACUUCUACAGAACAUACAUCAACCCACGAGCAUCCGAUCGAACCACGCUCAAAGUCAGCCACUUCGGUGUCGUCUUCCACGGCUGCUUCAUGGCAGGAUUCGCGAUCAUGCUGCAAUACGCCGGGGCUACGAACAACUGGUCUACCUACUUCCGACCUAUCGUCGCAACCCCUGGCAUCUUCCCCAUGAUCCUCGCGCUGCUCUGGUCUCGACAAACAAAGCUUGCGGCGAUUCUGGCUCCUCUCCUAGGACUUUCUUGUGGACUGGCGGUCUGGCUUUCCCUAUCGUGGUACUACGGCGGUACAAUCAACAUUAACACAACACAAUUGCAGCUUCCUGGACUGUACGGCGCCAUCACAUCGUUCUUCUCUCCGCUGCUGUUCUCGGUCAUCAUCUCGUUGCUGAAACCGAGCCGCUUCGACUGGCGCGAAUAUCUCAAGAUUGAUCUCAUCGAGGACAAGAGCGGUGCUAAUAGCAGUAGCGCCAGUUCGACUGGGGUUGACCUCAAUCCAGUUGAUGUCACUGAGAAGAAAGCCCCUACCGAAUCUCUCAAUGCCACUGCCCCAGAGCAAGUCACUAGCAACAACGGACCAUCGUCGAGUCUCGACAACGUCGUACAUCCCUUCGACGAACAGACCCUCCGACACAUCAAGUGGUGGGGCAAGUUCGCGGCGAUAUACUUCGUCGUCAACGUGCUGGUCACCAUUGUGCUCUGGCCAAUGCCUCUAUACCGAGACUGGAUCUUCACGCAGAGUUUCUUCGAGGGCUGGGUUGUCGUGGCGUUGAUCUGGCAGUGGCUGACAUUCUUCACGGUUGUAGCCUUCCCGAUCUAUGACGGACGCCAUGCCAUUUCGAAGGUCGUACGCGGUGUCCUCGCGGAUCGACGAUGGGCUAGAAAGAAGAAUUAG
Messenger RNA from Zasmidium cellare ATCC 36951, 2040 nucleotides. RefSeq lists its product as uncharacterized. The coding region runs from base 1 to 2040 and encodes 679 amino acids. The transcript has 5 exons. Gene Ontology annotation, molecular function: urea transmembrane transporter activity. The record is from RefSeq and is a predicted model, not a curated record. NCBI's taxonomy places the organism in Eukaryota, Fungi, Ascomycota, Dothideomycetes, Mycosphaerellales, Mycosphaerellaceae. Gene Ontology annotation, cellular component: plasma membrane. Gene Ontology annotation, biological process: urea transmembrane transport.